ACAUGUCUUCAAACCUGGCAUCUUCUCCUUGCUUUGUGAAACGUCAAAUUCAAUAACACUAAACAUUGAAUUUUGAUUUCAUAACAAUUUUCAUGCGAACUCACUUUUUUAGAUCCACUACUUAGAAUUUGCAUUUGGAACCGUUGAUAAAAUUAUCCCAAUAUGCGUAUAACCGCAGUGUUGCAGAAAAUUGGCGAAUUUUCGAAAAAGUACGCCAACCUACCUGAGUCUUACGUAAAGCGGAGUAUGGAACAAGUACACUGGAAAACUCCUCGUGGUAAACCUCAGUAUCUGCCCCGGACGGUGGAGCGCAAAAAGUAUCGUUUCACGACAAAUCGUCCUUGGACGGGACAGUUCCGCCAGCAGAAUAUGCCGGGAACUAUUCGCAAAAAAGUGUUUGUCGAGCCGAUCGCCAACUGGUCGUUCUUCAGAGGAGAUCGUGUGGAGCUGCUCGUUGGGAAAGAUAAGGGGAAACAGGGUAUAGUGAGUCAGGUUUUCCAGGAGCGCAACUGGGUGAUUGUGGGUGGACUGAAUUGUCAUCUACGAAAAGUUGCGGAUGAAAAAGACUAUCCGGGAGUGAUGAUAAAAUCAGAAUCACCCUUGCUUGUUACGGGUCAGGUUCGUUUAGUAGACCCGUCCGACCUUCAGGGGACAGAUAUUGAAUGGCGGUACACCGAGGAUGGCGAGAAGGUUCGGGUUUCAACGCGCACGGGAAGAAUUAUUCCAAUUCCUAAAUCGGACGACGAAACUCACGACUAUAAAACGAAAAGUGUGUACAUAGAGCGCCCCAAAGAUACUCCUGCUGGCGUGGUUCAAGAAAUCACUUUCAAACCGUCUUUGCAAACAUUUGAGAUGGAAAUAAUGAAGGAUAUGGGAAUUUAUGAAGACAGGAUACCUACGAAAACAUAUUGGUACUAGUUAAAUAUAACCAUGUUUCGAAUCAAUAGAAAAAUAAAGUGUAAAUGUAAAAAAUUUAAACAA
Toxorhynchites rutilus septentrionalis is the source of this 981-nucleotide messenger RNA. RefSeq names its product probable 39S ribosomal protein L24, mitochondrial (gene mRpL24). The record is from RefSeq and is a predicted model, not a curated record. Gene Ontology annotation, biological process: translation. Bases 163 to 918 code for a protein of 251 amino acids. The transcript is spliced from 2 exons. Gene Ontology annotation, molecular function: structural constituent of ribosome; RNA binding. NCBI's taxonomy places the organism in Eukaryota, Metazoa, Arthropoda, Insecta, Diptera, Culicidae. Gene Ontology annotation, cellular component: mitochondrion; ribosome.